UAAAAAGGCUAUUUAUAGAUUCGAAGUGUAAUAUAUGUCCACUUGACAAUAUAGUUGAUUGUAUUAACUAAAAGAACAUACCGCUAUUUAAUUGGCGAGGACUUGACUGUAGUUUAUUUUCUCCCUAUAGUGUUACAGUGUCUAAAAUAUUGUUUGCACCUGCUUCUUAACAUAAAAUUAUAGUAGACUGCUAGCACAAGCCUGCAGUCAAAAUGGCGUGUGCCGGAGGACAAUACCGGGGAGACGACGAUAGGAGGCAGCAUUUCUCAGAUUCAUUUGUUGACAACCUCUUUUGAACCCCGAGAAGGAGAAAAACAACAAGUCUGUUAAGAUGGAGGAAAAACCUGGGGGAUAAUUUUGGAUAACUCAUAUUUAUCAAAAAAAAAAAAAAAAAAAAAAAAGAAAAGAAAAAAAAAUGUACAGUUGUGACGCAAACUCCAAAACGGUGAUUUCAGUGUUAGCCUGAUAUGUAGCUGUCGCUCCAGCUCUCACUUUAGCUCUAAUUACAGCGUAUAAUUAAGACAUAACAUCAGGUACAGCUGGAUGGCCCUUUAAUGAAGCAGCAGGUGCUGUCUACUCUCCAGCUGCUCCUGGCCACUCCUUUAAAACAUGCUGCUGUGAGCUGAGCUCUGACACCAGACACUAUGUCUGAAUCGGCAUGUGAGCCCAGUCACUCCACAAAUGAAACCAGCAGCCAAAUGACACAAUGGGAAAAUGGCUCGGCCUCUCUUAAUCUAAUAAAGAAAGCAGUGGUGGUCUUGACCAGACUGCCUGAUUAUAAGAUCAGCGCCCUGCGACCGCCGACGCCUCUACAGUUCUACAGUGAAGAUGAAUUCUCCAGCAGCUCCGAUUCUGAUAUGCAGUGGCAACCAGAGGAUGAUUCCAGUGAUUCCGAUUUUUCGGUUUCGAACAAUAAUCAGAAAUCUGACAAGAACACCAGCGGUGACACAAGGAAACCCUCCAACAGCAGUGCUUCAUGAAACUACGAACAUCCGUCCUAACUUACCGCAGGAUGAAGUGAAAGUGGACAUGAUGGUCUUGGCCAGGAAGAAACACAUGAAGUGGCAGCGCGGGAAAAUAGUGGAGAUAAUUACAAAGGAAGAUGGACGGUUAAAGUACAAAGUUAGCUUUGAAGAAAAGGGGAAGAUUCUAGUAUCCGGUCGCCACAUUGCCUUUGACACCACACCGAAGGUAGAGCACCUUUUUGUCGGCACGCGGGUUGUCGUUCAGUGCCAGGAUAACAAGUUCCGGUUCCGGUCUGGUGUUUUAGCCGAGCUCCCCAGCAGAAAGAACCACUUCAGGUUCUUGGUCUUUAUGGAUGAUCACACGCCGGUCUAUGUCGGCUUACCUUUUUUUCACCUGGCUUGCAGACCGUUGGAAAACAUGUUAGAUGACAUUCCCGGCGGCCUUCAUAAGCAUUUCAUGGAACAGUACAUGAAGGACUGGCCGUACCCUCAUUUGACCAAAUACAGCGUUGGACAGAGCCUCAAUGCAGAAUACCUUGGAGAGCAGCAGAGGUGUGAGGUGCAGGUGAUCGACUGCAGCUUGAUACAGGUUGUCUUUCAGAGGUGCUUCUCAGGUUGUGGCACAGGAUUUCAGGAAGGUUUGAAAUUAUAAGGCUGACCAUCACAGAGAGUGGAUCUACAGAGGCUCCACACGCCUGGAACACGCACAAGCUAGGUUUUUGGAACUGAGCGUGAGGACAGAGGCCAUGAAUGAGUCUGACUCUGACUAAAUAUCCACAGAGAGUGGAUGCUGUGAAAAUACUGGGAAUAGCAUUCACAACCCCCAGGAAUGUGCCAUUGCAUCUCUUUGGAAGAAGAUUGGCUUGUGAGCGUGCAAAUAAAUGACUCGAGGAUAUAAGGAGGAGAUUUAACCUGUUUGAACGGGGUGUUAAUUUUGUCAUCUUUAAUUUCCUGCACAGCUGUGCAAAGUGACUGAGCGGACCAUCGCAUUGCCAAAUGAAACAAGACAAUUUUUCCUAGAAAACAUGUGAACGGUGAUUUUCUUUUUCAAUUUCUAAAGAAAUGCACUUUAUCUUUGCACAACUUUUAACAGCAAGGUUAAGCAGCUGUAUUUUUUUUCAACUUUUUUUUUGAACAGUUAUAUGUGAAAAUGUUCAUACCCUCAUUUAUUAACUUGGCCAUGAAUAGAAAUUUGUCUGAUUUGUGUUCAUUCACUUUUUUCAGUGUUGUUUUUUAUGAAUUGGGAACAAUUCAUAUAAACCUUUUUUCAUAUUUACAGAUUGAUAUGCAGUUAUGUCUUUCAUUUAUUUUGCCUUUGGUGUCUGUUAUGUUGCAUCCUUUGUCGUUCAAUAAUAAAAACAUUGCAUUGUA
Oreochromis aureus is the source of this 2336-nucleotide messenger RNA. Its product is annotated as histone-lysine N-methyltransferase SETDB1-B-like. The record is from RefSeq and is a predicted model, not a curated record. Gene Ontology annotation, biological process: negative regulation of gene expression; heterochromatin organization. Gene Ontology annotation, cellular component: nucleus. Gene Ontology annotation, molecular function: histone H3K9 methyltransferase activity. The coding region runs from base 829 to 1617 and encodes 262 amino acids. The transcript is spliced from 9 exons. Lineage: Eukaryota; Metazoa; Chordata; Actinopteri; Cichliformes; Cichlidae.